Molecule: messenger RNA, 3303 nt
Organism: Phyllostomus discolor (pale spear-nosed bat)
Lineage: Eukaryota; Metazoa; Chordata; Mammalia; Chiroptera; Phyllostomidae
Gene: TMEM74B
Product: transmembrane protein 74B
Exons: 2
Coding region: 642-1340 (232 amino acids)
Source: RefSeq, a predicted model, not a curated record
GCACUCGCUGUCCCACUGAGAAAGAAGAGCGGAGGAGAAGGUGGGGGUGGGGCUGGCGAAUAGGGGGCGUUCGUCAAAGGCUUUCAGCCUUCAGGUGGCGCCAUUGAGCUACGGAACCUCACGAGUCCUAGAAGACCGUCCGGACCUAAGGACCUGGGACCUACCUGGGGGCCCUGUGUGUGGGGCGAGAGCGGGGAGGGCUAGGGCGGGAAGGCAGCGUCAGAGCUUGGCGCAGUCCGGACUCUCCCGCGAAGGAGACCGGCAAGCAGCGGGGGAGGGGUCCUCUUCAGCACACCCCCCCAACGCCUCGCCCUUGGGCCAGGGCAACUCGCGCUCGAAGCUUCAGUUUCCCUAGCCCGCAGAUCAGCCCUGAGAGAGCGGGAGAAGGAUGGAGCUAUGGCCCCCCACCCUUACCCCAGUCUGUUACCCGCCUCCCAGUCCCUCCCCACGCUAACUCUCCGGGCGCCCUCGCUGGCUGCGGGCGGAGCUCGAUCCGAGGCGCUCCGCGAUCCCCGGCUCCCGCCCCUUCCCUCGUCCCUCCUCCCCGGAGCCCCCCAGCGGCCCCGGCCGACGCCGUGUAGCCCCGCGCGGCUUCAGCAGCUGCCAAGGGGCCAAGGGAUGAGCUGGGGCUCUCCUUCCCAAUGGCAUCCCCCCCUGGGCUGGAACUGAAGACACUGAGCAACGGUCCGCAGACCCCAAGGAGACCAGCUCCUCUAGGCCUUGGGGCCCCAUCCAGGGAGGGUGUGGAGAAUGCCUGCUUCUCCUCAGAGGAGCAUGAGACCCAUUUCCAGAACCCGGGGGUCAUCAGACUGGGCAGCUCCCCCAGCCCCCCCGGGGGUGUCCCCUCAAGGGCCCGAUCCCAGCGGGAUGAUCUGUCCCUGCAUUCGGAAGAGGGGCCAGGCCUGGAGCCCGUGAGCCGCCCGGUGGAUUAUGGCUUCGUUUCUGCUCUGGUUUUCCUGGUGAGUGGGAUCCUCCUGGUGGUGACAGCAUACGCCAUUCCCCGUGAGGCCCGCAUCAACCCAGACUCCGUGACGGCGCGGGAGAUGGAGCGACUGGAGAUGUACUACGCCCGCCUGGGGUCCCACCUGGACAAGUGCAUCAUCGCGGGCCUGGGGCUGCUCACAGUGGGCGGCAUGCUCUUGUCGGUGCUGUUGAUGAUCUCCCUGUGCAAGGGCGAGCUCUACCGCCGGCCGACCUUCGUCCCCGGCAGGGGCUCCAGGAAGACAUACGGCUCCAUUAACCUGCGCAUGAGACAGCUCAAUGGGGACGGGGGCCAGGGCCUGGUGGAGAACGAGGUGGUCCAGGUCUCAGAGACCAGCCACUCCCUGCAGGGGUCUUAAAUAAGAGCCCGCCUGAUCUAGCUGCUUCAGCUCCAGGGCUGCAAGCCCCCAAGGCCACGGGUUUUAGACUGAGCUCCACACAGGGCCCUGGGGAAAGAGUCUUAGGUGCUGGAAGGGGAGUCGGGGGCCUGGCUCAGGCUCCACCAUGCAGGGCAGCCCCCUUGGUCUGUUUUGGAGCUUCAGGUUUUGCAUAAGGUUUUGUUUGGAGGGUGGCUUCCGCUGCUAAAAACACAGAAGAUCGGGAACCGCUGCCCUUGGAGGAUGAGGUUUCUUGGCAAUUCUCAGCACUGAGAGCAGUUUGAAAGGCUGCCCAUCCUCUUCUUUAUGCCUUGGGGAAUUCCGGGAUCUCUGGAGUCCUCAUCAGCAAAGGAUGGGUGUUAGGUGGCUUUGGAGGAGUCCCUUUCAGCCCUGACCAUCUAAAGUGGGAGGUAGCCUCACCGUGAGGGGAGAAGUCAGCGCUGGGGUGACCGUCCCCUCUCCGGGCCAGUCCCCCUGACUAAAAGUGAGGGUUGGACUGGACCAUCCCUUGGGCCCUCCAGGUCAGCCCUAGGAAUGGGUGCCCAGUAUCUGCUUCUGGCCACUUUUUCGAGGGGAGAAGGGUGUCCGGCAGGAGCUCACCAUUCUCCGUGCCAUAACCCGGCCUGGCCUCAGUGGCCGCCACUUUCAGACAGCCGGCAGCUGGCACUCCUGCUGGAGUUCCCUAGGUCUCCCGGUGAUGCCGGGUUAAAUCCAAAAUUCAAGAUUUUGGUCUUAGGGUGAAAUUUCCUGCAGUGACUAGGUCUUAGCACAUAUUUCACAAAGUCAAGUGCACAGUUUUCAGCAACUCCCGGAACAAGAGGGGUCUUUUACACCAGGAAGGGCGAGGGCUGUGUUGUGUUUCUGUGGACGCGGUGUGGGCCUGCACCCCCACGCCUCCUCCAGAGUGUGUCUCUUGUGCCUGACUUUCUUCUGACGGCACAAAAAACAAAUGUGGGUUUUUUUUUUUAGUUCUGAAUUUGUAAUGUCCCCUCUCUCCCCCAUUCUUUGCAACAAAGUGCCGUUCCAGAAUAUUUGGGGAGAAAUCAGGCACAUUUGGGGGGCCUGGAGACUCCAGCCACAUUGAUUGCGGUAUGUUCUGUUUUUGUUGGGGAGUUUCCAGGCUCCAUCCAGACUCUUUUUAGACUUCUGGCAGGGAGAGAAAGUGGGUUCUAGGGGGCAUGGAGAUACAGGUGUCUGAGGACUGGGGGACGCAUCGUCCAGUCUGGAUGGCCCUAGAAGGCGUUGAGAGUACAAGCCUUCUAGACCCUAAAGGAGUCAUUUCGGUGAGCCCCUGACUCCAUGCAGGUCCUGCUCACUCCACCUCAGCGGGCCACGUGGGCCGUGGAUCCUGACUGUCCGUUGGGGUUGGGGGGGGCGGCUGGGCACAGGGUGUGUAGGCUGGAACAGCCCCCGUCCGAGCUGUAACCUGAGCCUUCUGUCUGGUGAGCGAAACAUCUGGGCAGUGUACCACCGCAGCUCCCAGGACAGAUUGAGUGUCUGCCUCUGCUGCAGGUUUUGCCAGAAGCACAGGGCUGGGGGAGGGCUGGAGGGGACGAGGGCUGUCCGACUUGGCCCGCCAGGUGCUGUUCCUGAGGUCCAAGGGAUGUGGUUUGGAAAGAGCAAAGCUUCAAGAUAGUGAGAGAGUCACAAGUCAGGGCUUCCGCUGCGGCAUCAGUUUCUCACAGGCUCCAAACAGGGAGCGGGUGCAGGGAGUGGCACGGGCCGCUCCAGGGGAGCCACAGCGGAAUCGCACAUCCCAGACGAUGAGCUGAGGCCCUUCAAAUUCAUAAUGAUAAUAAAAGUAUCCACCCAAGCCAUCUGGAUUACUGUGGUGGUGGGGGCCCCCUUUGAAAACUAAAUCUGUUGGGUGGGUGAAUCUGGGACCAUCAAUUCCUAUAGUUUAAAUGCAAUGAAUUGUAUUUAGGGACUAAAUCGGGAGAUCAAG